AUGAGGUUCCGACUGAAUCAUCUCGUCCCGAACGAGGUACCCGUCGCUGAAAAACCAGCUCAAACCUCAUCUGCGGAUGAAGAGAAAGUGCCAGCAACCACAGCCAGUACGCUCCAGGAAAAUGAUGAAAUUAUCACGAACAAAGAAUUUCAACAUGGAGUCCAAGCAGCUGAGGCUAUUAUUCAAAUGUGGACAAAAAAUCAUUUGAUUUUUGCUUAUGUUCUUAUCUGGGUCAUUGAAUUCAUAAUGACAUUCGCCUCCGGAUUAACUAGCACACUUACGCCCUAUGUAACCUCCUCUUUCCAAGCUCACUCCCUCACAGCAACAACUUCCAUCAUCUCUAGUCUCAUAGCCGGUCUCAUCAAACUACCAUAUGCAAAGGUCAUGGAUAUCUGGGGUCGUCCUCAAGCGUUCUGUCUCAUGGUCGUCUCAUGGACCCUUGGUAUGAUCAUGAUGGCGGGAUGCCAAGACGUCAAGACAUAUUGCGCAGCUCAAGUGUUCUACUACGUUGGAUACAACGGUAUUGGUUUUACGCUUACAAUCUUCAUCGCUGAUACCACACAACUUAAAAACCGAGCUUGGUGGAUUGCUUUCUCAUCUUCGCCAUGGAUUGUAACUGUGUGGGCAACAGGGCCUGCUGCCCAAAGUGUUUUGAGCACGAUUGGAUUUAGAUGGGGCUUUGGUAUUUGGGCUAUCAUUUUACCAAUUAUAUGUGCGCCUUUGUUUGGGCUUUUCUAUUUCUAUCAGAAAAAAGCUGAAAAACAAGGGUUGAUCCAGAAGAUCGAUAGUGGAAGAACUUGGACUAAGUCAUUCUUUUACUAUUGCAGAGAGUUUGAUGUCAUCGGUCUGUUGUUAAUCGCUACUGGCCUGGCUCUGUUCCUACUUACAUUUAGCUUGUACAGCUAUCAGAAGGGCGAGUGGAAGUCUCCAUUGGUGAUUUGCUUCAUCAUAUUUGGUGGAAUUUUGAUAAUUGCUUUCGCUUUGUACGAAACCUAUUUUGCGCCUGUGACAUUCAUUCCUUGGGCUUUGAUGAAGGAUCGUACGGUAUUUUUCACUUAUUCCAUGGUUGCCAGUCGUUACUGUGCAUGGUACAUUUGGGACUCCUAUUUCUACUCCAUGCUCAUAGUCGUCUUCAACCAAUCAAUCACCAACGCUAGCUAUAUCUCCAAUAUCUACACCAUCGGAUCCUGUUUCUGGGCACUAGUUGUUGGAGUUGUGAUUAGGUAUAAUGGUCGCCUUAAGUGGAUGGCUAUGUAUUUCGGCGUUCCUGUCACAAUUCUCGCCGUCGGCCUCAUGAUCAAAUUUCGUCAGCCCGACACCAACAUUGGGUAUAUAGUAAUGACGCAAAUAUUCAUUGCAUUCGGUGGUGGAACUUUAGUCAUGUGCGAGCAAAUGACCGUCAUGGCAGUGUCCUCCCAUCAACACAUUCCUGCUGUUCUUGCCAUAGAAGCUAUGAUUGCCAGUAUUGGUGGUGCCAUCGGGUCUACUAUUGCCGCUGCUCUGUGGACAGGAAUAUUCCCGGUUAAGCUUGCUGAACUUUUGCCUUCAUCCGCCCAAGCCGACUUCAAAACUAUCUAUGGCAGUCUAACAGUACAGUCAAGUUAUCCGAUUGGAAGUGAGACGAGAAACGCGAUCAACCAAGCUUAUGGUGAUACUCAGAAGCUAAUGUUGAUUUGCGCUACUUGCCUUUACUCAGUUACUCUUGUUUCGACAAUGCUCUGGAGGGAUAUCAACGUCAAGGAAAUUAAACAGAUCAAGGGCCGUAUCUGGUAA
This is a messenger RNA of Sclerotinia sclerotiorum 1980 UF-70, 1773 nucleotides long. RefSeq lists its product as hypothetical. Gene Ontology annotation, biological process: transmembrane transport. Lineage: Eukaryota; Fungi; Ascomycota; Leotiomycetes; Helotiales; Sclerotiniaceae. Gene Ontology annotation, molecular function: transmembrane transporter activity. Bases 1 to 1773 code for a protein of 590 amino acids. The transcript is spliced from 3 exons. The record is from RefSeq and is a predicted model, not a curated record.